AUGGAUGUUGAGAAUGCAAACGAGUCUGCGGACAAGCGACAAUCGCCUCGGAAAACUCUGACAGGGAGGUUUGGUAACCUCAAAAUUACAAACCACCCAGAUAAUAUGCCAACCACGGUCACAUUAAGACCAGACAAUUUCCUCAGACAGCGUGCCAUCGGCAGCCAGGGUGAAGCUGGACGAUCGCACCGGACAGAAUGCUAUAUCCCAAGACAGAUGCCACCGCAGAGAAAACGGACAGCAGAUGGAGCGAUCAAGCCCCAACCAGCGUCGGCCCUAAUUGACCUCAGGAAUGACUUUCUGCCGCACGACAACUACCGAAGAGCCCCCGAUGUGAGGUGGAAAAUGGAUUUGGACAUCUUACAGCGCCGUAUCGCAGUGAUCGAGGCACAGAAGCAGGCCAGCUCUCACCACCGAUCGAGUCCGCUCCGAGCGCGAGGAAGGGAGCAGCGAGUGGGACCGGGUCAAGGGUGGCAACGGACGAGAUACAGACAAGAUCCCGAGACAGAAGACAACCUGAUGGACUGGAAGGAGGUGGCCAUUCGAUAA
This is a messenger RNA of Fonsecaea erecta, 549 nucleotides long. RefSeq lists its product as hypothetical. The coding region runs from base 1 to 549 and encodes 182 amino acids. NCBI's taxonomy places the organism in Eukaryota, Fungi, Ascomycota, Eurotiomycetes, Chaetothyriales, Herpotrichiellaceae. The record is from RefSeq and is a predicted model, not a curated record. The transcript has a single exon.